Cylicocyclus nassatus is the source of this 476-nucleotide messenger RNA. Lineage: Eukaryota; Metazoa; Nematoda; Chromadorea; Rhabditida; Strongylidae. The record is from the annotation of a GenBank genome assembly.
CGACAAACGUCAGUCUACCAUCGCCUUCGUGAAUGCGAGCCUUGAUCUUACUAUGCUUUCUCCCAUUAUGCUACUGCCUUUUUCGUCGUAUGCAAACAGUUGGGGUGAAGGGAAAGUUCCUCUGCAAUCGCGAACCCGCUACUGGAGUGAGAAUAAAGCUGUACGAUAAGGGAAUCUUUAUUGACACAAUGCUGGACGAAGUGGGACUGGAUAACACGGGGUCCUUUAAGAUUUCAGGCAGUGCUAAGUUGUGGAUCAAAAUGAAUCCACGACUCGAUAUCUAUCAUAGAUGCGAUUAUAAAGGGGCUUGCUACAAGAAAUUCACAAUGGAGAUUCCAAAAGCGUACAUAGCAGAUGGAGAAAAAGUGAAACAGUACUUCGACAUUCAUUCCUUGGAGCUAACCUGGAAGAGAAAGGGAGAAACAGAAGAUUGCAACAAUGGAUGGAAUAGAUAAAUCAAAUAAAUAAAUCGCACG